AUGGUCGUCGACCAAGUCAAGAGUGGUGCGCUGUCUCUCUUCACCAAAGUUAAGGAGUUGCCUCCUUGGGUAUUAGCUGUUGGUGGUACUGCUGCUGGAUUCUAUAUCUUGCACGCGCUACUUGGAAACAAUUUGCCGGAAGAUGCCAAAGGAGAUCCUGGAAUCUUCUUUAUAGGAAAUCUGCUCGAUAUUGGAGAUAUAUAUAAGAUGUUUGAAUAUCAAAAGAACAUUGCUCGCAAAUACGGCCGGGUGUCGAGACAGAAGAUUAUGGGAGAUACAGCAUUUGUAAUUUCAGAGCCAGAGAUCAAUAAGAGGAUCUACUCAACCGAGAUUGAUAGCUUUGGACGUGGUGGAAAGACUUUGGAAGUGUUCGGUGACAUCGCCGGAGGCCUCAUCUUGCAGGACAAUGGCCCUGAGCAGAAGGAAGUUCGAAAGUAUUUUGACCCUGCAUUUGGCAUUCCAGCAAUCAAGAGUUACACCCCUUAUGUUGCAAACUGCACAUCCAAACUCAUCAAGUGGUUGGAAUCACAAGAAUCGAAUGCUAGAGACCACAAAGGACCUGGAGUUGAUAUUCAACCAUCUCUACAUGGACUGACUUUUGACAUUAUUGUGAAUAUCUUACUCGGAUUUGACCCCAACUCUGUUGAAACUGGUGGUCAUUCACCACAUGUCGAAGCCUGGGAGCGUGGACUGGACCAUCUAAUGUCCAGAUUUCCUCUCGCCAUCACGCGUUACUGGAAAUACUACAAGACGCCUGCUGUGAGACAAUAUGAGAAGGACUUGAAACUCCUCACUGACCUUGUAAUGGAUCGCCAUGAUCUAUAUAUGAAGGAUGGAGUGCCAGAGGGUGCCGUGGAUAUUCUCGCUCAAUACGUCAAUCGUGUCAAAACCGAUCCGACCUCUGUCCCUACAUAUUUGAAAGAUGACCGAAGCAGCUUGCAGCGACAUCUUAUGACCAUGGUAUUUGCAGGCCACGACACAACUGCAUCCAGCGUUGGCUGGACGCUAUCCUUCCUUGCAAUGCACCCAGAAAAGAAGGAACGUGCUCGCAAAGAAGUUGUCGAGGUUCUAAAGGGUCAGCCACUCACCUACGAGAACUUGUUAAACCUGCCGUACUUGGAGGCAUGUAUCAAGGAAACCAUGCGCUUAAGACCAAGCUCUGUCAACAUGAAUCGGGUCGCCAAGAAAGACAUUAUUCUUGAAUGGGUUGACGAUGAAGGUGUUUUACGUCGCCAAGGGAUACCCAAGGGCGCAGAUUGUCAAACCACCAUGUAUGCUUCGAUGAUGGAUCCCAGAAACUUUGAAAAUCCAGACGAUUUCAUUCCCGAAAGAUUUCUCAAUUCCCAAUAUUCACCAUUCAUGUACUUUCCGUUUGGCGCUGGUCCAAGAAAGUGUUUGGGGGAGAAGCUGGCCUUGUUUGAGACCCGCUACGCCGUUGCUGAAGUUCUGAGGAAUUUUGAUUACGGAUUGAUCGAUGGCCACGUACUCGACUUGGUACAAGCACCCACAUUACGUAUACGUAAUGGUCUGAAAGUCUGGCUCAAGAAGCUAUAG
Synchytrium microbalum is the source of this 1554-nucleotide messenger RNA. RefSeq lists its product as uncharacterized. Lineage: Eukaryota; Fungi; Chytridiomycota; Chytridiomycetes; Synchytriales; Synchytriaceae. The record is from RefSeq and is a predicted model, not a curated record. The transcript has 10 exons. Gene Ontology annotation, molecular function: iron ion binding; heme binding; oxidoreductase activity, acting on paired donors, with incorporation or reduction of molecular oxygen. Bases 1 to 1554 code for a protein of 517 amino acids.